Protopterus annectens (West African lungfish) is the source of this 2928-nucleotide messenger RNA. RefSeq names its product junctional sarcoplasmic reticulum protein 1 (gene JSRP1). Bases 145 to 1563 code for a protein of 472 amino acids. NCBI's taxonomy places the organism in Eukaryota, Metazoa, Chordata, Ceratodontiformes, Protopteridae. The record is from RefSeq and is a predicted model, not a curated record. The transcript has 8 exons.
CAAUGACGCACUCCUUGUGUAAGAGAGCAUAUCACCGUUUGCCGGUACGCUGAAAGAGAUUGACAGUAUACUGCUAUGGAUGGCGAAGGGGACACUGACACAAAUCUGUAAUUUCCAUUUGUUAAGUUUGUUCUCAGACAUAGCAUGGAAGAAGCAGUGAGUGAGGAAUUUGAGGAAUGUUUGGACCAUCAAAGGUCUGUGGAAGAGCUGUCAGUAGAAGAAGAGUUGCUUCGGAAAACAGGCAAAGAGCAAAACAAUCUUGAUGUUCAGGUUUCAAGAAGAAAACAAGAAGAGAAUGUUAGUUCAGAGGAGGCAGAAGAAAUGACAUUGAAAAUAGUUGAAGCCAUGGAAGACAUUGCAAAUGGCACAACAGAGAAAGAAACGGAGACAGUUUCUGAGGAGAAAAAAGCUCCCAAGGCAGCACCAGUGAAAGCUGCAACAAUGAAGAAGAAAAAGAUGGAGCCUAAAACAACUGCACCUGUCAAACCAGAUCUUCCCUGGGAGGGCAUCACACUGAACAGAUGUCUCCUUGUUGCCUCAUUCGUUGCCCUUUUAAGUAUGGGCUUUCAGGUCAUGCAGGAUGUUGGUGACAUCGAGGAUGACUCAGCUGAAGAAGAUUCUAGUUCCUGGGCAUUACCUGAAAACAGCAUUGAAGAAGCUGCUGCAGAAAUGAAAGAGCCAUCAUUUUUUGAAAGCUGGUUUGGGUUUUCAGAACCAGAACUGUCUGAUGAUGAAAUAGGACCAAUACUGACAGCACAAAUUCAUGAAAGCCUCAAGAAAGAGUUGGAAAACAAAGGUUUAAAGAGAAAGCAAAUAGAUGAGAAACAUAAGGACAUUAAAGUCACUAAGACUAAGUCAAUCAAGAUGAAGGAGGUACUAAAUCAAAGCUCUUCCUUGAAACAGAAGACCUCUGCAACCAGGACCGUAAGUGAGAAAAAGCCUCACAAGGAAAGGUUUGAAGAAAAGCAUGAAAAGUUUAAUAAAAAAGUCCAAAAAGAGGCUAAAGAUUUAGGAUAUCACCAUGGCAAGCAUGACAGUAAACCCAAAGAGGAGCAACUUACAAAACAGGCUAAGCAUGAUCACCACCAGGACGUGGGAAAGUAUGGCCACUACAGAGAUAAGAAACAGCAUGAUGAAGUUAGAAAACAUAAAUAUCCCAGUGACGCAGGAAAAUAUGACAAAGACAGUGAGACAGGCAAACACAGCCACCGCGGUGACAGAAAGAAACAAAGUGAUACAGCUCAGUAUGAUCAUUAUGUUGGCUCAGGAAAACACAAGCACCAAAGAGAUGCAGAGCAGCAUAACAAACAUUCCACUGAUGGACCAUACCAUGGAAAACAGGGCCGAUACCAGGGUGAGGAGCACAAACAUUUUCACAAGUAUUUUAAGCAAGAGGGCGACAAUAGUCAUGACAGCAAAAAGCAUAAAGACUCAAGGCAGUACCAAGAGAGGGAUCUCAGAGGUGGGCAUUUCAAAAAGGGGGAAAAAUUCACCAUCAAGAAAGGGGAGAAGGAGAAGUUCUUUGUAAAGUAUGACUAUAGAGAUGUUAAAAGGCAUGACUAGAAUGAGCUAAAUUGAUUUUAAUAUCAGUUAAAAAGGAUUUGGAAAGGGAAGACACUGGACCUAGGCUAUCAUUUAGGAGUAGGCAGGGAGUGUUCUUCAAGAUUCAUAGGUUUUAGAAAGAGAAGACCCUGGACUGAGGUCAUUUAGGAGUAGGCAGGGAGUGUUCUUCAAGACUCAUAUGACUACUUUUUACUUUCUGAGAUGUCCAGUGCAACACAUAAGAACCUCUAAGACAAGUACUUCCAGUAUGUAUGUGCAUGAAAGGUACAGGUUAGAAUUAGCCACUCGGUUUCUGCUGAAACAAACUUACUGAAUAAGUUCACUUUUUUCCACUUAGAACUGAAUUGUGUAUCUGACGGUUUUGUUGUUUCUAAGAGACAUUUUGUUUUCAAAGUAUUCAGAGGGGCUAGCAGCCCUGUUGUAUUACUGCUGUCAUAAGCAAUAUUUUCUGUAAAAUGAAGUAAUCAUCAUCAAAUAAUAUUUAUUUAAAAGUAUGUUAAAUCCUGUAUCUUUAAUACAAAAGAAUGCUCAUUUGUAUUUUUUUUCACUAAAAGUAUCAAAAGAUGCAGCAAGGAGAGGUUGACCUGACAGCCGAACUGCCAUGGCAAACUGUACAUCAGUGUUUUGGGCUGUUUAGUUCUGAUACCAUUAGGGGGCACUGCUGGUUUAUGUACUUGUUUUCUUUCCACUGGCACAUGUGUCCAGCCAAGGGUGGGACUGCUUUUUUGUGUCAACAUGUGUUCUAACCAAAGCUAGAAAGAUGGAAAAAUUAUGCUGAUUUCUGCACACAAAGUCUGUCAGGGAAGAUAAAAUUUAUCUAUACCCACAAAUAUAUAUACAUGAAGGCCAGAAAAUGUCCCUGCUACAUUUCAUCUGAGGUUAGUGACACAGUAAAGCAGGAGUCACUGCCUCUAAUGUAUUAAUAUUUGCUAAUCUGUAAAAAAGCAUCUUCCUUACUGUCAUAAAUGUGAAUAUAAUUAUCAUCUUGCAUUGCUUCUGAAUGACUGACUUAAUUUUGCUUUUGGCACAGGAUGUGAAGUAGCUUUUAAUAAGGCAAAUAGUAUAAAUUCAUUUGCGUGUGUGUGUUCAGGAAGAGUUUUGUGUUUAAAAUGCGUUAUUGGCAAACACGUACUUUUUAGGAGUAUUGUCAGCUUUGAAUUUUUUAUGAUCCAUCAAAUGUUUUGUUUUGUUUUAUAAAUCAUACUGUGAGCAACUUCUAAACAAGCUACCUAACCACAGUUGUAAACUAAAAAUAUAAAUUCACUAAAAUUAACUAUUUGCCAUACUCUUUUCUUUCUUACACAUCAGCAUUGCUGACUUCAGUACAACCUGGUGUGUGUGUGCAUCUCUCUCUGUCUCGCUUAC